GGGUUCACCAAUACGGCCAGAAUUUGGGAGAGAAACCUAUUGAGCAGGCAAAAGUCUGGGUAUCAUUCUUCGCGCCUCCCAAGUCCUUCAAAGAAGAUGCUAUACCAUGGCUCUGGGUCCUAUGGAAAUUGCAGAUGAGAUCGGAAUUCAAGAAACUAUCAUCGAUCAUCCAACGCCAAACACGGACUCCAAUUUCAUAUUGGCAAGACGGACCUGGAAAUACCUAUCACCUUCAGUUCCCAGAGCGAAUCUUAGAUCUACUUGAUCAAAGGCGUAUGGCGGUCUUGUCAAGAGUCUGGGAUACGAUGAAUUCCGAGAUGGAGUCGCAUCGACAGAACUACUUAGAGGCUACCACACGAGUACUUGACUCCGAUUAUUAUCCAUCUCGGCCAUAUUUGAUACAAAUCAUGACCUCCUCUCUCUCUUUUGGAUACCUGGCAUUGGAGAACGAUAGGUGGCUGACGCGCCAUAACCCAGGAGAAAACUCCCCGGAAUUCUCAGGAGUAAGUUUUGCCGACGUUAGCAAGUGUGUCCGGUCAAUGAUAGACCUGGGCCGCUGGAAGGUCUGUACGUUGUCAAUAGCGGACAGAAUGGGUGAAAUGGUGCCCAUGCUCACUACAGGAAUUCCGGUUGUAGGUCCUAGUCUGAACUGGGAGCGUUUACGCGGCCGCCCAAGGGAAGGGUUUAACGCCGAGCUUGCGGAGUUGAUUACAGAGAUUGAGAGGGAGGACUGGGGAAUCGAUCUGUCCCAAACUGUAUAAUUUCUGGUGUAUUUUCUG
Messenger RNA from Ilyonectria robusta, 779 nucleotides. RefSeq lists its product as uncharacterized. Lineage: Eukaryota; Fungi; Ascomycota; Sordariomycetes; Hypocreales; Nectriaceae. The coding region runs from base 135 to 761 and encodes 208 amino acids. The record is from RefSeq and is a predicted model, not a curated record. The transcript is spliced from 2 exons.